CUCCAGGAAGCCAUGUGUCUUUGUUUUGAUUUUGGUAGACCUGUCAAAACUGCUCGUUUUUGGAGAGAAUCCUGAUCUUUUCCCCCAAAAAAACCCGAUUUGCUGUGACUCUAAGAUCCAGAGACUGUUUUCAACCAGUUUGAUGUGGCAGUGGCCGUGUAUGGGGCUUCAGGCACACUGUCGUAAGACGAAGUCCACCACUAAUUGUAUGGGUAACAUACGCAGCCGCAGCAAGCAUGGUCAGGGGAUGACUAAGGAGGUGCUGGAGUUUCAUCAUGCCGUCAUGGCAAACGAUGUGGAGAGAGUACGACAGUUGACAAUGACAGGGGUAGACCUAAACGCCCCGUGGAAUAAUCCGGGUUACCCGACAAUGAAGGAUGGGAGCACACCUCUCAUCUGCUCAGUCUCAUUGAACUUUACAGAAAUUGUUAAGAUUUUGUUGUCUGCUGGUGCUCAAGUGAACAAGACUGGUGGUUAUGGUGAUAGUCCAUUGUUCAAAGCGGCUCUUCAUGGCAGAACAGAGAUGAUCAGAACUCUUUUAGAUGCUGGUGCAGAUAUAAAUUUGGCAAAUUUUGACGGACUGACACCUCUCAAUAUAUGUGUCACAGACUUCAUAGUCCAUAAUAAAGAAUGUGCAGUGAAGUUAUUACUUGAUUCUGGUGCAGACAUAAGAAGCUGUGAUAGAAAGGGACAUACAGCGCUUCAUGUAGCAGCUCACGGCAAAUCAUCUAAGAUGGUGGAACUCCUACUGAGUGUCGGAAGUAAUCCCAAUUGGACAGACCACAUGGGUAGGACACCUCUCUACCUGUGCAUGUCUACGUUAAGCUCCACCUUGUAUAAAGAGGACAUGAAAAUUCAACUACCAACUAUCAGGGCACUAUUUUAUGCCGGCUGUGACAUGUUGAAUGCAGUGGAGUGGCUUCUUUGGAAAGGGUCAGGAAUACCAGAUGAAAUGUUCCAUGAUCCCGAUGAACCAUUUUUACAAUGGUACAUUUAUAGUUACACAAAUCCGAUGUCACUGAGUGAUAUUUGUCGUAAAAAAAUUCAAAGGGUGCUUUUAAAAAAACGCUAUACACAUCUACCUGAAGUUGUGAAGAGUUUUCAACUACCUAAGAGUCUUGAAGAAUUCAUUAGUCGGAAGAUGUGUCAUGGUAUGGACAGGACAAUGAAUUACCUAUCCUUGAUAACAGACAUUGAAAAUCAAGGUCCCGCUGUACCGAGGUAGAUUCUUGAGUGUGACAGGUUUAAUGUAAAGAGUUUUGGGGGCCCAGUGUUCAAUCACAAGGACUGUAUGUAAGAGGCCAAUGUUUGUUACAUGUAUGCACAUUAAAACAAUCAAUCACAAUAUAAAACUGAUACUCAGCAAGAACUUAGUUCUCAAGUCAAAUAUAUGCAAUGUUGGUCGUCUCAAGACCAUUUUCUCAAAAAUUGGCAAAAAUCUCAGCAAAUUGAAACUUAGUUGUACCACACAUUUACAUGCAAUGCAAUUUUUUCUCAUUGACAUAUCAUUAUUAGUGCAAUAAAGAUAGCCAGAUGGCUGAUUUCUGU
Molecule: messenger RNA, 1548 nt
Organism: Lineus longissimus
Lineage: Eukaryota; Metazoa; Nemertea; Pilidiophora; Heteronemertea; Lineidae
Product: serine/threonine-protein phosphatase 6 regulatory ankyrin repeat subunit A-like
Exons: 5
Coding region: 143-1225 (360 amino acids)
Molecular function (GO): protein binding
Source: RefSeq, a predicted model, not a curated record